AUGCGGGACUUCGCGUGUCUCCCAAGCACUGGGACCACCAGGGGCGUGGACUACUUCCAAAGCAUGGGACGGAUCACGCUGAAGUAUGUUCUCCGCGAGGCUUCACUGUGUGCGGCAGACCUCUGCGUGGAGCUGUCCAGCUGGGAGCUAAAGGUGAAGGCUGUGGGAAGACAGGAUCUGGACAGCCUCCUGGCCCCUCUCAACGGCACGCUGUAUGGAGACGUUAGGCGAGACCUCUCAUGGUGGACCUUGGAGAUGCAGGAGGAUGGAAGCAAUGUCUUCAAAUUGGAGCUGGCCAAGCGCGAUCACAAGGCUCUGCACCUGGCUAUUGAAACCUGUGCCUGGGUUUGUCAAAGGAGCCACUUCGGUUGGACUCCUACAGCUCGUACGCCGGUUAAGAAGGCGGAAGACAUGCUGGUCAAGGUCAAGCCUGGCUGGCUGCCAAGAAAGCAGGAAGCUUUCGUGGCUCGUCGGGAAGAUCUGUGCUGUUCGUUGGAAGAUGGUCAGGACGACAAAACCGCGGUUUUCCGAAUCCAUUUGGACAAGGCAGCCCUGGAGAAGGCAUGUGAGGUCACCUGCCUCGCGGAUUUGUUUGGAGUGGAUGUCAUGGAGCAGUACCUGAAAGUGUUCAUCAGAGGAGAUGACAAAUCCCCGAUUCUGAUGGGGAAGCUCUUCGACAAGAUUAUUCCUGACAAAACCCGAUGGGACAUCAUUAAGGCAGCAGCUCCGGCCGAAGCUGAGGAGCAAGUGAAGAAGUCCGGGCAGUACAACACGUGCUUGCAGGUGACGCUCACGAAGGCAAAGCCUUCGAAGAAGCACUGGCCGCAGCUGCUGGAGGAGAACGAGCUUGUCCUCCAGAGAGAAGCGGCGCCUCAGAUUCAGGACUUACACUCGAAGGCGCUUCGAGCAGCAUCGCCGGACCGCAGCGGCUGGUUGCCCGAGGAGCUCGCGCGAGACUUCAAGAACAAGGCCGAUGGAUGCUUCAGAAGUUCAUCCUGGCGUGAUGCAGCCGUAUACUACACUCGAGCCUUGAAUCAGACGCCCGACGAAGAGAAGCUUUUCUCAAACCGAUCGGCAUGCUAUGUGAAGCUCAAGAAGUUUGACAAGGCUUUAGCAGAUGCCAAGACCUGCGUAUCACUGAAGCCGGAAUGGCCCAAGGCUUACUUCAGGCUUGGCCAGGCUCACCGAGGCCUCAAGCAGUGGGAGGAAGCCAUCGAUGCCUUCAGGGAAGGUCGUUUCAGGGAGCCGUCGAAUCAGGAGUGGGCCAGGGAAAUCGAGAAGACGGAGGAGCAACAGGCAAAAUGGGAUGCUCAAGCCGCGGAGCAGAGAAAGCUGAAAAGGGAAGCAGACAUGGUCACGGAACUCAAUGAGGCUACCGUGGUGGCGGAAAGGGAAGCCAUGGUCGCCGUUGCUGAGCAGGCGCUACAUGAUGCUGAUGCACGGCCGCUGAAUGCGGCCACGUUUGAACACGAGGGUGCACCUGUCAAGGCCAUCUGGCCGCUUCUUUCUACCGUUCCGCAGAAGGCUGGUGGCGCGGCCGAUGUGCAGAAAUGCGUGCCUACUUCGUCCGAGAAGGCGGCACUCUCCAAGACCAAGACCGAAUCAGGAGUGAUCUUAUCAACCGAGGAGAUUAAAGUGACCGCCGGUCCUGCAAAUGGAGAGGUCAAGAUUUCGGUGCCUCGCUUCCUUGGCCAAAAGGGCAAGAACAAGCUUGGUGCACCUCCUGGUCUUGAGAGCGGCCGCAGCAAACCUCCUGGAAUUCAUUUUGCCCCGCCCCCCGGCUUGAGCCGCCAGCCAAUGAAGGUUACAGAACCAGAUAUCAGUAGUUCGCUGUCAGGCCUACCUCCGCCACCGUUCCCAUCCCCAGAAUCCGCCAGCAACUCCUCUUCUGAAGACGAGAUCCAGCACUUGCCAGACAAGGAGGCUGGACUCAGUGACGGCGACAACAGUACUGCUGACGAUGAGCAGCAGGCGCAGGCAGAUACUGACAUUUGCAAGCCGCUCCCCACGCUCCUGGGCUCGACCCCGCUUCCGUCUCUGCUUGGCUCUGCACCUCUCUAUGGAAAGUCGAUCAUCGAGAAAUUCACCACUGCAUCCAAGGCCGACAAGAUGGAGCCAGCUCGCGACGAGGACUUGGAAGACAAACUUCGGAGCCAGAGGGGAAGACGACGCGACGUCGUCGUAGGAGCGGGAGAAAAAGCGGCCGAGCCACUUCGUUCGCCUUCGCCUUUUCUUUUGCCAAAUCCAAAUCUCCGCCGAGUUGUGAAGGGAGUGGAGCCCUUGCAGUGUCGCCUUGUGCAGGCUUUGCAGGCGGGAAAGAGCCGCAAGGAAGCUGGCGAGCUUGCACUCAAGGCAGGUUGGGGUGGUCGCGAUGUCUUGCUGCGAACCUUUCGGCGGCCCGAGGAUAUGCUGAAUUUAGAGUCAGAUACGAUGGAUGCGCGUCGAUUGGAGAAUGCUGUAUGGAGACUGUACCAAAAAGAAAGGUCAAUGUCGGAUCUCGCCUCUCUCGCAGAAGAUCAGGAUGACGAGCAGGACGUGGAGACGCUCAUGCGGAAGAAGGCGCAGAGCACUAUCGGAGACAAGCUGAACUUCACAGAUGUGCGGUUUGACUUGAGCGAGCGGCAGGGUGACUACGACGACCUGCCGACGUUCCCGAUCAGACCAAACUUUGCAGGCUUCAAGAACGAGCUUCAGCCUGCAUCGCAGUGUGUCGUUUUUGAUGGAUGUCCUGAGGACCCUUACCAUCCAUCCAAUACCCCCAUCUACCAGACGGCCACCUUUGUGCAGCCGUCCUCGAGUGAGUUUGGACCUUACGACUACUCCCGCUCGGGCAAUCCCACAAGGACUGCGUUGGAGAAGCAUGUCGCGAUGCUGGAACAGGCAGCGGCUGCGUUUGCCUUUGCGUCUGGUAUGGCCGCACUACACACAGUGACCCGCCUGCUAAAGUACGGAGACCAGGUGAUUGCAAACGAGGACAUCUAUGGUGGCAUGCACAGGCUCCUGACACAGGACUGCACACACAGUGGCAUCGAUGUCAAGUUCGUGGACACGACAGACCUCAAUGCCCUCAGCCAGGCCAUCACUCCGAAGACUCGCCUCAUUCACCUGGAAAGCCCGUCGAAUCCCAGGAUGCGCAUCACAGACAUCAGAGGCGUUUGUGCUAUUGCGCACAAGCAUGGGAUUCUUGUCAGCGUGGACAGCACCAUGAUGCCGCCAGUGAUUUGCAAGCCACUCACCCUGGGCGUCGACAUCGUGGUGCACUCUGCCACCAAGUUCUUCUCUGGCCAUGCCGACUGCACUGGCGGGCUAGUCUGCGUCCGCCAUCCUGAGCUCGCUCAUCGCGUGGCUUUCCUGCAGAAUGCCGAAGGCACGGCCCUGGCUCCUUUUGAGUGCUUCCUUUUUCUACGUGGCAUCAAGACCAUGUUCUUGCGAGUAGAGCGCGCGCAGCAAAAUGCACGCCGAGUCGUCAACUUUUUGCUUAGGAACAAGCACAUCAACCAGGUGUUUUUCCCUGGCCCCGGGGGAUGCGAUCCCACCAGCUUGGCCAUUCAUUGGUCCCAAAGCAAGGGCAGUGGAUCAGUGAUCAGUUUGACCACAGGAUCAGUCGAGUUUUCUCGGCGCCUAGUAGAUGCUUGCAAGAUUUUCAAGACCACAGUGUCUUUCGGCAGUGUCAACAGUCUUCUCGAAAUGCCGUGCACGAUGAGCCAUGCCUCUAUUCCAGCUGAGAAGAGGACAUUGGCUGAUGACCUCAUCAGGAUUUCGAUUGGUAUCGAGGAUCCACAGGAUCUCAUCGCGGAUCUGGACCAAGCUAUCAAGGUUGCUGCCGGAGAGCUUUGCUCGAGCCCUCACGGAGGUUUUGACAGCCAGUUCCAGGACCUACCCAUUGUGCCCCACAUCCUGGAGGCAAAGGGCCACCAGGAAGAUGAAGUCUCGACGAGGGCUCCGUCUGCACUCAAAGCGAUGUCCUCCCCAGGCGAAUCUGAUGCUGGCGCUGCGGAGGAGGAAAACAAGGAGCUGCAAAACACUUCCAGCUUCCUUGACGUGUCCUUCUCGAUUACCUGCGCAGCAUUCGCAGUCUGUGCGCUGAUGAUUGCGCAGCUGCGAAAGUGA
Messenger RNA from Symbiodinium necroappetens, 4110 nucleotides. Lineage: Eukaryota; Dinophyceae; Suessiales; Symbiodiniaceae. The record is from the annotation of a GenBank genome assembly.